Messenger RNA from Oryza sativa Japonica Group (Japanese rice), 2244 nucleotides. RefSeq names its product desmethyl-deoxy-podophyllotoxin synthase. The record is from RefSeq and is a predicted model, not a curated record. Lineage: Eukaryota; Viridiplantae; Streptophyta; Magnoliopsida; Poales; Poaceae. Gene Ontology annotation, molecular function: monooxygenase activity; iron ion binding; oxidoreductase activity, acting on paired donors, with incorporation or reduction of molecular oxygen.
AGCAGCAAGAAAACACAAGGAUAAGUACAGUGUCCGGGCCGUUGCAAAAAUCUUAGCCUCUUAUGAUAUCUGCCGUUGCCAUCUCAAUUCAGUGGGCACCGCUCGCGGCGCCACCGCAUGACGAGACAACGCGGUUUCCGUGGCGUGUAGCAGCAGGCAGCAGCAGCAGCCAGCCUCGAGCUCAUCUGCAAUGGCGCCCCGCGCCAAGACGGCGCCGCCGUGCGCCGUGCAUCGAUCUUGCAGAUGAAACGGCUCUCUUUGUCAUCUCAUCUCCAUCGCCUCGUAUAUAUCUGUUCCCUAGCCUAGCUAGCUAGCUAUCCUGCAUUGCAUUGCACUCGCGUUCGCGUACUUACGUUGUCGUCGUCGAUCAUCUGAUCACCAUGUACGACGCCGUCGCCUGCGUCGUCGCCGUCGUCGUCGUCGUCGUCUUCGCCAUGCUUUGGGUGAAGCUGGCGAGGAGUGGUGAUGGUGGUGGUGGUGGUAGUGGUGGCGUGAGGCUGCCGCCUGGGCCGUGGCGGCUGCCGGUCAUCGGGAGCCUGCACCACGUGGUGGGCGACCGGCUCCUCCACCGCUCCAUGGCGCGCAUCGCGCGCCGGCUCGGCGACGCGCCGCUCGUGUACCUGCAGCUCGGGGAGGUCCCCGUCGUGGUGGCCUCGUCGCCCGGCGCCGCGCGCGAGGUCACGCGGACGCACGACCUCGCGUUCGCCGACCGGGCGCUCAACCCGACCGCGCGGCGGCUGCGGCCCGGCGGCGCCGGGGUGGCGCUCGCGCCGUACGGCGCGCUGUGGCGUCAGCUCCGCAAGAUCUGCGUCGUCGAGCUCCUCAGCGCGCGCCGCGUCCGGUCGUUCCGCCGCGUCCGGGAGGAGGAGGCCGGCCGCCUCGUGGGCGCGCUCGCCGCCGCCGCCGCGUCGCCCGGCGAGGAGGCGGCCGUCAACUUCACCGAGCGGAUCGCGGAGGCCGUCUCGGACGCGGCGCUGCGCGCCAUGAUCGGGGACAGGUUCGAGCGGCGCGACGAGUUCUUGCAGGAGCUCACCGAGCAGAUGAAGCUCCUCGGCGGGUUCAGCCUCGACGACCUGUUCCCGUCGUCGUGGCUGGCGAGCGCCAUCGGCGGCAGGGCGCGGCGAGCGGAGGCGAACAGCAGGAAGCUCUACGAGCUCAUGGACUGCGCCAUCCGGCAGCACCAGCAGCAGCGGGCGGAGGCCGCCGUGGUAGACGGCGGCGCCGGCGUCGAGGACGACAAGAACCAAGACCUCAUAGACGUGCUCCUGAACAUACAGAAACAAGGGGAGCUCGAGACGCCUCUCACCAUGGAACAAAUCAAAGCUGUUAUCCUUGAUCUCUUUAGUGGAGGUAGCGAGACAUCGGCGACUACGCUUCAAUGGGCGAUGUCGGAGCUAAUAAAGAACCCAAUGGUUAUGCAAAAGACACAAGCCGAGCUACGUGACAAACUUAGGAGAAAGCCAACUGUGACAGAGGAUGAUUUGUCUGGCUUAAAGUAUGUAAAGCUCAUUAUUAAGGAGACCCUAAGGCUUCACCCUGUGGUACCACUGCUUGUCGCAAGAGAGUGUCGUGAAUCAUGUAAAGUCAUGGGGUAUGAUGUUCCAAAAGGCACCACUGUAUUUGUUAACGCGUGGGCUAUCGGCAGAGACCCAAAGUACUGGGAUGACGCUGAGGAGUUUAGACCAGAACGGUUUGAACACAGUACUGUUGACUUCAAGGGCAUAGACCUCGAGUUCAUACCGUUUGGCGCAGGACGAAGAAUAUGUCCUGGUAUGGCAUUCGCAGAAGCAAUCAUGGAACUUCUGCUUGCUGCGCUGCUCUACCACUUUGACUGGGAACUCCCUAAUGGAAUGGCAGCGAGCGAGCUGGAUAUGACAGAGGAGAUGGGCAUCACCGUCCGGAGGAAGAAUGACCUUCACCUCCGCCCCCAUCCUCCGUGUGUUGUAAGGUCAAACUUCCGUAGUUUUGUUGAGAGAGAGAGAGAGAGGCACUUCGUGUAGAUAAAUAAAAUGGGUUACAAUAUGAUUUCAUAUAAUAGGGGAAAGUUUUAAGACUAGAAACUUCAGUAUUAAAUGAGUCAGAAAAAAGUUGGUGCAUCGACAAGUUUCAUUCUUAAGACAUUCUAGCUCUGUGAUGACCUCGAUGGAACCAUACUACCAUAGAGAUUUGUGUUUUGAAACUGGAAGCUAGCUGGAUUAUGCUGUUCGAGAAAUGCAUACAAUUUUCCACGAUAAAUACAUUAAA